Molecule: messenger RNA, 2065 nt
Organism: Planococcus citri (citrus mealybug)
Lineage: Eukaryota; Metazoa; Arthropoda; Insecta; Hemiptera; Pseudococcidae
Product: WD repeat-containing protein 55 homolog
Exons: 8
Coding region: 433-1869 (478 amino acids)
Molecular function (GO): protein binding
Source: RefSeq, a predicted model, not a curated record
UGCGCUGCCGAUGCGGUACUGCUACCCGCAGCAAAUUUGAUACUGCCCAAGUCACCCAAGUGCCCAAUGAGCUUUAUCAGUUUAUCACGGAAUUCUUUAUCUUUUCGUUUUUUUCCCAUCCUGAAACUGAAUCCUGAAUCCUGAUGAAGAGAUUACAAGUUACACAAAUGACACAUUCUGCUGAUAAUCAGUAAUAAGUUGUUCAAUUUUCAAUCUUCAGUGAAAGGCUGUCUUGUUGUUGAAUUAAAAUAAAUAGACAAGAAUCUUGUUCUCGCUGUAGGUCUCGAUGUGAAUUUGAAAGUUCCAAUUUGUUCGAUUGUUGCCAUCGCGAUGGAAUGGCGAAAGAGCUGGCGCUGGCCGUCACUGUGUUUGUUUUGUAAAUUGUAAUCAUCGUACCGAAUUCGAAUUGCAAGCUGUAAACUGUGUAAGCGUAUGAAAAUAUCGAUAAUGGGCAUGGGAAAGACAUCCUUCAGAAGAGAAGAUGAAGACGACGAGGUGGAUGACGUUCAAAACCAACUGUUAGACGACGAUGAUGGAGUAGCGAUGAUCGGACACGUCGCUGGCAAUAAUGUUCCGGAACCAGAACCGGAAGCCGAAGCCGCGGUGGAAUCGAGCAACGAUGAUUACUCUGAUUCGGAUGCGGAUUCGGAAUCCGAUUCUGAUUCUGAUUACUCACCAUCGUUGCCAUUGCGACCAGACAAUGACAACGAUAACAACGCGGAUGAGGAUGCCGAUGCUAAUGCCGAAUCUGAAACAGACAGUGUCGAAUCGCUUCGACUUGGGCGAGAAACGCGAACGAAAGCGGAAAGUUCAUCGGAUGAUAUUUUAUCGAUGCUGAAAAAUGGCGCCAUUUCGAGAAAAUUGCAACCACCCGAUAUCCUGAAUGACGAUGUAGUAACAGACAUAUCGUUUUCUCCAACUCGCGAUAUAAUCGCUGUUGCAACUGCCGUAGGUGAUGUAUAUUUGUACAGUUACGAUAUUGAAAACACUCGAGUCGCUUUAAAGUACUCGGCUCAUAUGGGCAGCUGCAGACGCAUCGAGUUUGACGACCAAGGAGAAUCUAUAUACUCCAUUUCCGAUGAUAAAUGUAUUAUAGUGGCUGACACAAAUUCUGGAAAAUUUAAGAACGUUUUUGAUAAUGCUCAUAGUCAUCCAAUUUAUUCCUUACUGGUGAUAAAUAAUAAUUUAUUUUCAACUGGCGAUGACGAAGGACAUGUGAAAUUGUGGGAUAAACGCGGAAGAGAGCAAGUAUUUUCAUUGAAAGUUGGUGCCGACUAUGUGAGUUCAUUAAAGUGCUUGGAUGAAGCCAGCACUCUAGUGUGUACAGCCGGAGAUGGAGUGGUCAGUGUCAUUAAUACCAACAGUAGAAAACUUGCCAACAAGUCUCAGCCAUAUGAUGCGGAAUUAACUUGUAGCGAUUCAUUUUGCUCCGACACUAAAUUGGCAGUGGGUACGACAACUGGUGCUCUGCUGCUGUACAGUUGGGGCCAGUUUUCAUCUUGGAACGACGAAUUUCCAGGCGUGGAUGACAAGAAGCACGCCAUCAACUGUAUGAUACCAGUUACCGAGAAUAUUGUUGUUACUGGCAUGGAUGAUGGCUUAUUAAGAGCAACAAAUUUAUUCCCAAUGAGGCAUGUUGGUAUCGUCGGUCAGCAUGGUGGCACAGUUGAAUGCAUCGAUAUAAACGCAGAUGGUACUUUACUGGCAUCCGCAUCCAUCAAUAACAAAGUACGCUUCUGGAAUGUGGAAUAUUUCGAAGACAUCCAUAUUACUGACAAGAUGGCUUCCAAUAAUAACAAGGCUCGAGAACAUAAUCUUCCGUCAUCAUACGGUCUCAACAGUACUGACUUUUAUUCGGGUUUAUCGUGAAAAUCGCCAAUUUGUCAAUUUGCAAAUUUUUGAAGCCCACACUCAUGGCCCAAACCUGUUUGUUUGUGGGUUGUGUUGCCUCAGGUGGUAGUACGUAGACGUACAUUCAAUUUUAUUUUUGUACAUACUAUGUAUGUACACUAUGUACAAAUGAGUAGGAUGCAGUGUGGUAUAGAAAUAAAUUUUAUUUAAAGAA